This is a messenger RNA of Cyclopterus lumpus (lumpfish), 2560 nucleotides long. RefSeq names its product protein phosphatase 5, catalytic subunit (gene ppp5c). The coding region runs from base 10 to 1485 and encodes 491 amino acids. The transcript has 13 exons. Lineage: Eukaryota; Metazoa; Chordata; Actinopteri; Perciformes; Cyclopteridae. Gene Ontology annotation, molecular function: protein serine/threonine phosphatase activity; protein binding. Gene Ontology annotation, cellular component: cytosol; nucleus. The record is from RefSeq and is a predicted model, not a curated record.
GUGCAGUAAAUGGCGCACGUAUCGAAAAACGGCAGUGAGGAAAAGAUGGCGGAGGGAGGUAACGAUGCAGAGCUGCUGAAGGAGAAGGCGAAUAAGUAUUUUAAAGAGAAAGACUAUGAAAAUGCAAUCAAGUACUACUCGGAGGCCUUGGAGGUCAACCCUACCAAUGCCGUCUACUACAGCAACCGAAGCCUGGCGUACCUGCGCACAGAAUGCUACGGUUAUGCCCUGGCUGAUGCCACCAAGGCCCUGGAGAUAGACAAGAACUACAUCAAGGGAUACUACCGCCGCGCCACCUCCAACAUGGCACUGGGCAAGUUCAAGGCCGCACUCAAGGAUUACGAGACGGUAGUGAGAGUUCGACCAAAUGAUAAGGAUGCGAAGAUGAAGUAUCAGGAAUGUAACAAGAUUGUGAAGCGGAAGGCUUUCGAGAGAGCCAUUGCCAGCGAUGAGAUUAAGAAAUCUGUUGUUGACUCCCUGGACAUCGAAAGCAUGACGAUUGAGGAUGACUAUGAAGGCCCUCAGCUUGAGGACGGGAAGGUCACGUUGAAGUUCAUGAAGGAGAUGAUGGAUUGGUUCAAAGACCAGAAGAAACUGCACAGAAAGUGUGCUUAUCAGAUUUUGGUGCAAGUUAAAGACCUUCUAUCGAAACUACCGAGUCUUGUUGAGAUCACAUUAAAAGAGACAGAAAAAAUAACAAUUUGUGGUGACACGCAUGGACAGUACUACGAUCUCCUCAACAUCUUCCAGUUGAAUGGCUUACCAUCAGAGACCAACCCCUAUCUGUUUAAUGGCGACUUCGUCGAUCGAGGCUCCUUCUCUCUCGAGGUCAUUGUUACCCUCUUUGGCUUCAAGCUGCUCUACCCUGACCACUUCUACUUGCUCAGGGGUAACCAUGAGACGGACAACAUGAACCAGAUGUAUGGAUUUGAAGGGGAGAUCAAAGCCAAAUACACAGCCCAAAUGUUCCAGCUGUUCAGCGAGGUCUUCCAGUGGCUGCCUCUUGCACAGUGUAUCAACAGCAAAGUCCUGGUUAUGCACGGUGGACUGUUCAGUGAAGAUGGUGUCACAUUGGAAGACCUCAGGAAGAUUGAAAGGAACAGACAGCCUCCGGACUCAGGUCCCAUGUGUGACCUCCUCUGGUCGGAUCCACAGCCUCAGAAUGGCCGGUCAGUCAGUAAGCGCGGAGUGAGUUGUCAGUUCGGGCCGGAUGUGACUGAGCGCUUCCUGGAGCAGAAUAAGCUGGAUUUCGUUGUGCGUAGUCAUGAGGUGAAAGCUGAGGGCUACGAGGUCACUCACUCAGGGAAGUGCAUCACCGUGUUCUCAGCACCCAACUACUGUGAUCAGAUGGGAAACAAAGGAGCUUAUAUCCACCUCAGGGGAUCAGACCUUAAGCCAGAAUUUCACCAGUUCACUGCUGUGCCUCAUCCAAAUGUCAAGCCCAUGGCGUACGCCAACACGCUAAUGCAGAUGGGGAUGAUGUAGAGGUCACGCCAGUCCGUCUGACACUGAAGACCCUCCCAUCUGACCUGAACCAUCCCAGCCCCCUCACACCCUACAGUGCUCGGACAUGCUCAUGCUUAGCCUACGGACAAAAAAUUCCACUAGUCGUGUACAGGAAACACAUGGUGUAGUUCAGAUGGGAAGAGAUCCUUUCCACCCGGUCAAGUCCAGAACUGGGUUUGUUCUUUCAUGUUAUCAGUUAAAACUAGAAAAAAAAAGUCUCCAUUCCCAUUUGCCCACUCCUUUGUUCCAACAAAGGGUAAAGAAACAGACCUAUUCAGAUGAGUCUCCUUGGAGCUGCUUGGUUUUUAGAAUACUCCGCAGGUGGGAUCAAAUAGCUGAUAUGUACCAAAGAUCCGUAAUGAAAAUGAUUGUUCAGUUUUUGCAAGGAGCGUCUUGUGACUCUGAAACCUAGUAUUGUACUGUCGGUCUGUGUACCCAGCUUGGAGCAUUGUAAACGGUGUGAAGAGCAUCAUGUCUAUCAGUGUUUCUCAAACUAUCCUACAGUUUGUCUCUUUUUAAAAAAAAUAUUGUUUGCUUUUACAGGAAUACAAAAAAAUGUAUGAUCCCAGUCCCUGGAAAAAAAACAACAAACAAAUAGAUUAUGUCGGGGAACACUCUUAAAGGUGCCGUUUUCCAUUAGUGGUGUAUUUGGUUGGUUCAGUCAUGUAGCUGGUAAGAUUUAAUGUGCACUGCUUCCUGUUGAGGAAGAUACCGCUGCUCCUUGUUUUUCAUCCUUGCCAGUCAUCGUGCCACUCACCCGGCAGCUCCCGCACCGCCUCCUCUCCGAAUUAGCUUUGGCGAAAGACAAACUUCGAUGGCACUCUAGUCUCCCUGACGUUCAAUUACUGGUGACCCACGUGUGAAUUCCUUCAGCACCCAAACGUCCAAACUGCAAUCCUGUCUCGAAGCGCACAGCUGCAUUGUCCUAUGGCCCUCAACUUUUUAGAUAAAGAAAUACACUGAUGUGUGUGUAUAUAUAUAUACUGUAUCAUUGAACGAUUUCGUGUAAUGUUUGGAGAAAAAAUAUUGAAUAAAAAAAAUUCCAGUCCAGUGA